Messenger RNA from Branchiostoma floridae (Florida lancelet), 1300 nucleotides. Its product is annotated as eukaryotic translation initiation factor 2-alpha kinase 3-like. The transcript is spliced from 6 exons. Gene Ontology annotation, molecular function: protein binding. The record is from RefSeq and is a predicted model, not a curated record. The coding region runs from base 191 to 1300 and encodes 369 amino acids. Lineage: Eukaryota; Metazoa; Chordata; Leptocardii; Amphioxiformes; Branchiostomatidae.
AAGAUUUAGUUGGCUACUGGUUGCGAUUUUCCUGUUACUAAUGGAAUAGCUCGCAAUAUUUCCGGUACUGUGGCAAAGUCAAAACUUGUGCAGAGUUUUAUUGAUUGCCUCCGUGUUUGUGUGUAUGUGGCCGCUGGAGUAAAAUUUUCCACUCAUGUAGCUCGCUACCCUUACUGUGCGUGCGUCCGUGAUGGGGCCCAGCCUCGUGCGUCUGUCUUUACUCGCCGCUUCAGCAUGUUUAGCUCUACUCUGCGCCAGAAGUUUUGCUGAGGUCCCAGAUGGCCCAGACGCCAAGACGUCCCUCCCACCUCAUGAAGACGAGCUUUUUGUUGAUGACGUUACAGAUGAGGCGGGAGACGACCUGGUGCGCGAGACACCUGCGUGUGGCUCCAGCCACCACCGUUCUCAUACUCCACCCCUCGUGUUGGUGAGCACCCUGGAUGGAAAGAUUUCGGCCCUGGACAUGUACAAUGGUGGUCAGCUGAAGUGGACACUGGAUACAGAGGGUACAGAGCCACUCCUGUCAGCCAGCAUCAGCAGACUGGAGUUGAUGAGAAAUGGCCGCCCCAUGCAACUGAUUCCCUCCCUUGAUGGAGGACUGUUCCAGUGGGAUGGGGAGAGCCUGGAGGCUGUUCCGUUUACUGCUGAUACCCUUGUCAGCUCCACGUACAAGAUGAACGAUGACACAAUGUUGGUGGGAGGGAAGGAGACCAAGAUGUUUGGAGUCCAUGCCAAAACUGGCAAGAUGCAAUAUAUCUGCACGUCCGACGGCUGCACGAACUUUGGAAAUAAUGAAACAGAGGCUGCACAUGGUGACUCACUGAGUGAGGAUGAUGUCAUCGUGGUAAAGCGCCUGCAGCAGACAGUUCGGUCUGUGGAACACAGGAAGGGGAUGGAACAGUGGGUUCAUCUUAUGUCUUAUUAUACUCUAAAUGCAUUUAGGUUCGCGGGGAUUCACGAGCUAGUCUUCCUGGAGGGUAACCAUGACAACAGUAUGAAUGACAGCAGUGAUGAUGUCCCAGAUGAUGUCAUUGAGGAUGUGUCGUGCAAGUCCUCCAACAUGUACAGCUGGGAUUACUACGAGGAGGACAGCCUGACCAGCAUCAAAGUGUCUGUACCUGACGGGGUGGUGUCUGCUGUCAGACAUGACAGACCAGACAAGGUCAUCUGGAAAUACAAGUUUGCCAGCCCUGUGGCAGCAGCAUGGACCCUGGAGGAUGGUGAGCUGCUGUCUGUCAGUCUGUUUGACCACACCCAUGUUCCUGCCCUAACCUCUGAGGAUCAGACCCUCCCUCCUUGA